This is a messenger RNA of Sander lucioperca (pikeperch), 1486 nucleotides long. RefSeq names its product monocyte to macrophage differentiation-associated (gene mmd). NCBI's taxonomy places the organism in Eukaryota, Metazoa, Chordata, Actinopteri, Perciformes, Percidae. The coding region runs from base 212 to 943 and encodes 243 amino acids. The record is from RefSeq and is a predicted model, not a curated record. Gene Ontology annotation, molecular function: pore-forming activity. Gene Ontology annotation, cellular component: membrane. The transcript has 7 exons.
GUCAGGCUGGUGGUGUUGCAGAGCUCUCCAGCUCCGGUGGGACGGUGGGACGCGGCCAACAUGAUCACAACCUACCACGAGCCAACGCACUCGGACUUCAGGGAGAAGAAGAGCACGAUGGUCUGAGCGAGACUCAGCAGACUCACCUUUGUAUAUACCUGACUCUUUCUUUUGUAUUUCUUUUUAUAUCUCCUUGUUUCUCGCUGGGACAAUGCUAGGAUUUGACCUACACAGGACCAGACUUGCACGGUUUAUGAACAGACGGGCCUCAGCUAACUGCCGCUACCAGCCCACCUGCUAUGAGCAUGCUGCAAACUGCUACACCCAUGCACUCCUCAUCGUGCCAGCCUUCGUGGGCAUGGCGUUGCUGCAUCGUCUGUCGGACAACGGCUGGGAGAGGAUCACAGCCUGGGUGUACGGCAUGGGCCUCUGUGCCCUCUUCCUGGUCUCCACUGUGUUUCAUAUCAUCACCUGGAAGAAGAGCCACAUGAGGUCCAUGGAACACUGUUUCCACGUGUGUGACAGAGUGGUCAUCUAUUUCUUCAUUGCUGCCUCCUACACACCUUGGUUGAACCUGCGUGAACUGGGCCCUCUGGCAGCACACAUGCGCUGGUUUGUGUGGCUCAUGGCUGCUGCUGGAACCAUAUACGUCUUCAACUAUCAUGAAAAGUAUAAAGUUGUUGAGCUGGCCUUCUACUUGAUGAUGGGUUUUUUCCCUGCAUCAGUCAUGACAUCAAUGAGCAACACAGAGGGCCUCCAGGAGCUGGCCUGCGGUGGACUCAUCUACUGCCUCGGCGUGUUCUUCUUCAAGAGCGACGGCCGCAUCCCCUUCGCCCACGCCAUCUGGCACGUAUUCGUGGCGCUGGCUGCGGCCGUGCACUACUACGCCAUCUGGAAAUACCUCUACAAGGCCCGCAGCGUAGACUCCCUCCUCCAGUCGUGACCCCAGCCGAAGACUGGACGGCGGUCCUGCCCCUUCCCCGUGUGCUUCUGAGCAGAGGCGCCUGCACACUGACUCCCUCAACUGCCCGCUGAAGCUGCAAACGAGUUUACGAAAAUAGUGACCAUAAAUUGUUUACUUUUUUUCUAACGUGGAGAACAGAUUUUUCAGCGUCUCCCUGACAAACAAAAGCUACUUUCCAAGCUGUUUUGUACAACUUCAGUCUAAAAAAAAAAAAAAAACUUGACCGUGAGGGAGGGAAUUUAGACUUUUUACAAUGAACCCUGGCACAUUCAUGAGUAUUUGGGAAAUUUGAUAGACCUUUUUUUGUAUCGCUUGAAGUGAGUCACAUUCCACAUUGGAGUCAUUUGUGUGUCAAAACCUGGAGAUUCAUCCAUUUCAGCUGGUGAUUUCAACACUGGGGAUAGAGUGAGGUGCUAAAAAAAAUCAGCUCUUAUCAGUAGCAGGGCUGGGUAUCAUUUGAAGUUUCAGUACCAGUACCAAAUUUAUACUUUUUGAUACAGUACUUUGCUUAUGAGAAACCUA